Oppiella nova is the source of this 420-nucleotide messenger RNA. The record is from the annotation of a GenBank genome assembly. NCBI's taxonomy places the organism in Eukaryota, Metazoa, Arthropoda, Arachnida, Sarcoptiformes, Oppiidae.
AUGGAAGGGAGGGGACAGUUCUCCUGCGGUGGCAAACACUGCGACAAUAGGGAUGGCCUCAAGAGUUGGGAAGUUUUGUUUAAAUACCGAGAAUUGGGUGAACAGAAGAGCGCUUUAGUGAAACUCCGUUUGUGUGCCGACUGUUCACCAAAACUCAAUUAUAGACACAAACGCAGAGAAAUUCAAAGACUUAAGAAGUCACACAAAAAGAGUAAAACCGAUGAUACCAUCACUAAUGACAGUGAAGUCGCUGUCAGUACAUCCCAUGAACCAGAAGUUAGUUCUUCUGUAAAGAGUGUUUUGGAUGUCAAUGAGACGAGUGGUGCGAAUGAGAUUUGGACCAAACCACAGGUCAUCCCCGAUACUGACCAACCCAUUGAUGAUGAGUUUGACAGAUAUUUAGAUGACUUAUUGUUAUAG